Paramecium primaurelia is the source of this 433-nucleotide messenger RNA. The record is from the annotation of a GenBank genome assembly. Lineage: Eukaryota; Ciliophora; Oligohymenophorea; Peniculida; Parameciidae.
GGAAUCUCAAUGUUUUUCAAAAAUAAUAGAUCUUUGUGGAACUCCUAUGGAAGGUUUGAAUUUUAUUUUUUCUUUUAUGAUGAUUGGUCAGAUGUGAAUUCACUUCCACAUUACCAUGACUAUAUAAAUGGACCAAAGGAAAGAACAUUGCGAAAGUAUUUGCACGCUAAUUCAAAUGCCAUGCCUUAACUAAUAGAUUUAAUUGAUAGAAUGCUGACACUUAAUCCUGCAAAGAGGAUUACAGCCAAAGAAGCAUUAAAACACUAAUACUUCCAAACCAGGAUCUUUGUCAUGUGAUUUAUUAUAUCCAUAAGGCAGGAUGCCCAGAAUAGAAUAGGAUGGAUAGCCACCCAAAGAUCCCCCCAUACAAAAGAAGGUUAAGCAGGAACAAAAACCUUUAUUACAGGGUAUCAAAAUUAAUAAAUGUAUGUGA